Salvelinus fontinalis (brook trout) is the source of this 723-nucleotide messenger RNA. Its product is annotated as transmembrane protein 14A-like. Gene Ontology annotation, cellular component: mitochondrial membrane. Bases 113 to 427 code for a protein of 104 amino acids. The transcript has 5 exons. The record is from RefSeq and is a predicted model, not a curated record. Gene Ontology annotation, biological process: regulation of heme biosynthetic process. Lineage: Eukaryota; Metazoa; Chordata; Actinopteri; Salmoniformes; Salmonidae.
GUAGUGAUCCCUUCCUACUGCUGAACAGUAAACAUUGGGACUACAGGCGUCUACGUGUGCAAAUUUCUAACUAAUUUGUUUUACGUUUAAAUGAGCAAAUACCAGCACUGCAAUGGCAAUUGACUGGCUUGGAUUUGGCUAUGCUGCAGCCAUAGCCCUGGGGGGAUUCAUGGGGUACAAGAAAAAAGGUAGUGUCAUGUCACUGAUAGCUGGGAUAUUGUUUGGCAGCAUGGCCACCUAUGGGGCCUUAAUGAUUUCAUAUGACCCAACCAAGACUUUCUAUUCCCUCGUUGCCUCAGGAGUGCUGACAAUAGUGAUGGGAAUGAGAUUCAAGAAAUCUGGGAAAAUAAUGCCAGCUGGCAUCAUGGCAGGACUAAGUUUGCUGAUGGUCCUGCGACUUCUCUUCAUGGGUGUGAUUGUAAUGUGAUUUGAACAACACAACUGUCUAAAGUGAGACUGAAAAUAUCACUGCAAGGGAUGAAGUUCCAUUUGCACAUUGUUUGUGCUUGCCUAUGUAUUAUUUUUGUAAUGAUUUGUUCAAUGAAUAUGGGAACAGAAAUACAGUAACAUUUACUACUUGAUCUGAAGGUAUGACUACUUACUUAGACGAUCAUGUUUAGCUGCCUCACUGUAAAUAACCUAAUAACUGUUUGAUAUAAAUGAUGGAAUAGCUCAGAACAGACAUGAAGUGUUUAAUUACAGCUGAUAUUUUGUUUAACAGCC